UUUCGCACGUCUGAUGCACUAGAACAAUUACACACAGCAACGGUUAAUCUCCGGAAUAAUUAUCUACAUUUUCCCGUCUUAGUUUGAAUACAACGCUUCAUCCCGGGGAAAUGAACGUCCUUUAAUUUAUUUCAUCUAUGAGGAGGCUGGUACUGGAGAUUUGGCGUCGGGCGUGUAGCGUCACGGGCGGUGUGUCAUUCCACACAGAUCGCAUGUUGAUCACGAAGCCGCUUGAUUCAGAGCUUCGCUUUCUGCGAGACGUGGCAAAUAUUAUAAUUUAAAGGUUUCCUUUCUUUUUUCAAAGAAUGCAAAUGUAACCAUUUUUGUCUGCUAUAACGGAUAGUGUUCUGGAAGCAGGAUGUCCUUCUACGCCGUCAUUAUACCGGUCCUCUAUAUUAUUUUCUCGGCUUGGCAGGUGAGUGCAAAUGAAGACUGCUUGUGGUAUGUGGACAAGAAUGGCACUUGGCACAAUGGCUUUGACUGCCCACUCAUAACCUUCUGCUGUGGGAACUGUCACCGCCGUUACUGCUGCCUGGAUGGCUUCAAGAUGAUCACAGAGGCGGGACAGAAGCGCUGCAUGCUGUUCCAUCUCAGCCCUUCCACUAUAGCUGGCAUUGCUUCAUCGAUCCUGCUCUUUGUGGCUGCUAUAGCAACUAUGGUCUGUUGCUUCAUGUGUUCCUGUUGUUACCUUUACCAGCGCCGCCAGCAACGUGGCAGAACUCCUUAUGAAGCCCAGCACAUUCCAAUGGCCAGCUAUCCUGUGGAGCAUAUGUACGACGCUUAUGGUAAACCCAUUGGACAUCCUGAUUAUCCUGGAUUUCCAAUGGUACCACAGUAUCCAGGUGUCCCUCACCAAUAUCCUAUGAUGCACCAUGGUCCUUAUCCUCCUAAUCCUCCUGAUGCAGGAUACAGUCAAGCAGCUCCUCCACCAUACUCCCCUCCCCAAUACCCAGGGCACUGAAAGAGCUGGAGUCCCUCAGCGAGAAGAAGAUAACCCAUACAAUGGGUGAUGAAGAGGGCCCAUGCUUGUUUGGAAUCCCUUGUAUGAGAAGCGGUUUUAAAAAAUGAUUUAUGUUAUUUAUUUCUUGAUUAUUUUGUGGAGUGAAGCAUGAACUGACUUCGGAAUCGCCUCAUGCCGUCGGAGUGUUUUCUUGUUUGAUGUACAGCAUUCACGUUUCACUAAUCAACAAGACUCUUCCCACUUAAAUCCAGCAACUCGGUGAACUAAAAGACUGCUUGAAAUUUGCCAUUAUAUUUUGUUCAAACUCUCUGAAAUGGACCGUUAAAUAUGACUGUCCUGCAGAAGAGACUGGCUGACAGUUCUGACUUAUCCAGGAUAUAAUUCUCUGUUCCGCCAAAUAAGACGCAGCGUGUGACAUUUGCACUUUAUUCUGCAAUCGACAUGCUUAGCUGUCUUUCCCUGCUUGUUUGUUCAAAAUGUAUUUAUUUUACCGCUAAUCUGAGCAUGUCAUGUGCAUUAACACCAAAUCAUGCUGUACGCUUUUCAUGUCUUAGAUGUCUUAUAGACAGUUAACAUGCGGACAUGAGACAUAGAUGUCUUAUAGACAGUUAACAUGGAGUAUGUAAAUAAGAAAGAACUUACAUUAAGAAAGA
Messenger RNA from Rhinichthys klamathensis goyatoka, 1614 nucleotides. RefSeq names its product shisa family member 4 (gene shisa4). Lineage: Eukaryota; Metazoa; Chordata; Actinopteri; Cypriniformes; Leuciscidae. The record is from RefSeq and is a predicted model, not a curated record. The coding region runs from base 359 to 961 and encodes 200 amino acids. The transcript has 5 exons.